CCCCGCUCCAUUGCCCCGCCUCCCCUGUGCCCGUGGCCGCCCUCCUCCCUGCCAGCAUUGCCCCACUCUCCCGGGCCUUCGCUCUUCCUCCCAGCGCGACGAAGGCAACCACCCAUUCCCUUCCCUCCACCAUGACCGACUUCUGGGAUGGUUAUGACGCUUCCCCUGUGAAGGUGGAGCCAUAUGCCCUGCACGACAUGAAGUCCGCCGUGGACACUUUCAUCGCCGACUUUCUCGAAAAGUACCACGGCUUUUCGGAGAAGUCCCCCUCUGGCGAGACCGCCGGCUGGCUGCAGCGCGGCGACCGCCGCAUGGCCAUCAGCAUCAUCACCUGCCUAUUGGCCAUCGGCGCGGCGGCCUACUCGCACUUCUUCCCCGAGUCCUUCCGUUCGGACACCGGAAUCUUCCUUGCCAGUGGACUAUUCGUAGCCACGGUUCUCUUCGUUUGGGUAUACACCCGCAUCGAGGUGUCCUCUGGCAGCCACGGCUCUGUCAUUUUCUCCGGCUUCAAGACAGACAGCACGUCCAGCGAGCUUUACUCGGUCAAGGUGUCGAGCAGCGUGGCCCCCUUCCAGCCUCAGAUCACCCUCAGCUUCUCUGGAGUCAUCACCCGGUCCGGGACCGGGGCCCAGGAGACCCGCCCGGCAAAGACCCCAUCCAGGACCACCGCGACAGCCCCCUCGGUCAUCGAGGCCACAGCCACCCGGGAUCUGGCCAACUAUUUCGACGCCAAGGGGGCCCUGUGUGCCCGGCGUUUGGCGCAGGAUCUCGAUGACAUGGUUUCGCGCGUGCUCCUCCUGAAGGCCACCCCCUCCUCGUCGGCGUCGCCAGCCCGGAAAUAGGCCCAUCCCAUGCUUUUCCUCUGGCCCACCCAUACACCCCCCCCCCCCAUGCACACGCACACGCACGUGGCGGCCCUUCACUUGUCCUACGCACGCGCCUUCUCUUCAAAUAUACCCCAACACAGUG
Messenger RNA from Fonticula alba, 969 nucleotides. RefSeq lists its product as hypothetical. The coding region runs from base 132 to 842 and encodes 236 amino acids. NCBI's taxonomy places the organism in Eukaryota, Rotosphaerida, Fonticulaceae. The record is from RefSeq and is a predicted model, not a curated record. Gene Ontology annotation, cellular component: membrane; signal peptidase complex. The transcript has 5 exons.